Messenger RNA from Rotaria sp. Silwood2, 678 nucleotides. Lineage: Eukaryota; Metazoa; Rotifera; Eurotatoria; Philodinida; Philodinidae. The record is from the annotation of a GenBank genome assembly.
AUGCAACAAUUAGUAGGUUAUGCACUUGCAUUUGGAGCAGGUAUUGGUGCUGCGAAACUCUUACAAUGGUCUCCAAUAGCAAAUCAGCAUCAACAUGGUGAACAAACACCUGGAUCAAAGAUGACUAUCAAAGGUGAACUUAAACGUCAAUUGGUUGCUCAUCAUUAUUGUUCACAUAUAAAUCAAGAUGUUCGUCAAUGUGUUAUUUAUGAUAGUGAUAGUGCAAAUGCACGUCUUAUUGGUGUUGAAUAUAUUAUUUCCGAAAAAAUUUUUAAUGAAUUAUCCUCAGAAGAAAAGAAACUCUGGCAUUCACAUGCCUAUGAAGUUAAAAGUGGUGCAUUAGUUGCACCAGGUGUACCAGAUUUAGCCGAAAAAGAAGUCAUGAAAGAAUUAAUAAAUACAUAUGGAAAAACUUUUCAUACAUGGCAAAUUGAUCGUGGUGAUCCAAUUCCUCUCGGUGUUCCACAAUUAAUGAUGGCAUUUUUACAAGAUGGACAAAUACAUGAAGAUUUAAUACAUCAACGAGAUGAAUACUAUAAGAUUUCAACGAAGGAAAAGAAACGUCAACGAGCGGAUAUUGAAGUUCCAUAUCAUACAAAUGAAGCUGAUACGUGGUCAAAAUCAGGCAAAGCCGUGCAAUUAACAACCAGUGAAUCGAAAAUGAAAAUGACCAAAUAG